Messenger RNA from Panicum virgatum (switchgrass), 1269 nucleotides. RefSeq lists its product as uncharacterized. The transcript has a single exon. NCBI's taxonomy places the organism in Eukaryota, Viridiplantae, Streptophyta, Magnoliopsida, Poales, Poaceae. The record is from RefSeq and is a predicted model, not a curated record. Bases 79 to 1065 code for a protein of 328 amino acids.
UCCCCCUCACAUCCCCCCGGGUCCCGGUUCUCCCCGCGCCACACGAAAGAGUCGUCGGAAAAGCUCGCGGCGGCAGCCAUGGAGGUGAGAAUCCCCCAGCCAAAAGAGAUAGAAGGUCCCGGCGACGCCUCCGUAGCUGGACAGCAGACAGACGCGCCCGCGCCGCCGCUGGUGCCCCGCGACGCCGACGAAGACGUCGCUCCCGUCCCGCUUUCCUCCGGCGAGGAGACGACGUCGUCCGACGAGGGGGAGUUCGAGUUCGAGUUCCCGUUCGUCAGCAGGGACUCCCCCGCCGGCACCGCCGCGCCGGCUGACGAGCUGUUCGCGGACGGGCGGAUCAGGCCGUUCUACCCGGUGUUCGGGCGCGGCGUCGGCGUCGGCGGGUGUGUCCAUGCGGCUGGCAUACAUGACGGCACGUCGCGGUCCGCUCCGGCGGCGGCGCCGCGGGUGAGGGGCCAGCUAGGGCGGCUCUUCCUAGAGGAGACCCGCGCGCGCAACUCGUCGACCAGCUCCACGGAGUCGUCGGCGUCAUCCGCGGCGGCGGACGACGACAGGGACGGCCUGGAGGGCGCGGCGCCGGAGAGCUACUGCGUCUGGAGGCCGGGCUCCGGCUCCUCCGCACCGGCGUCGCCCUCCCCGCGCCGGCCCAGGAAGAGCGGCUCCACGGGGUCCUUGGCGCGCUGGCGCCGCAUCAGCGAUCUCGUCGUGGGCCGCAGCCACAGCGACGGCAAGGAGAAGUACCUCUUCUUCGCCACGCCGAAGCACGAGGCGCCCAACAAGGACAAGCCCAAGACCAAGGCCACUCCGCCGGCCGGCAGGAAGCCCACCCCCAACACCGCAGAGGUCGACAUGGUGAGGGUGACCGCCGCCCACCGGAUAGCCUACCUCGCCAAGAGCGGCGGAACCGGCGGCGGCGGCGGCAGCGCCGUCCCGAGCGGCACGCCGCGCCGCACGUUCUUGCCGUACCGGGAGGAGCUCGUGGGCUUCUUCGCCGACGUGAACGGCGUCAGCCGGAGCCACCACCCACCAGCAUCCGUUCUGACUUCUCGCACGCGGACAAACUAGUCAGUUUCUGCGGAUUCCAAACUUGAACAUUGAGUUUGGGUUUUGGAAUCAUCUCGAUCAGUCAAAAGUUCUACUAGUCUAUGUGUGAUUAGCGCUGGUUAUUGUUAAUGACGGGGUUAGGAAUUGAUCACAGCUGGGAGACUUGGAUGUGAACAGUUGAAUCAGCCGGGAGAAUGGAGAUGAUGGCUUGUGCCCUUUUUCUCU